This is a messenger RNA of Melampsora larici-populina 98AG31, 2070 nucleotides long. Its product is annotated as family 90 glycosyltransferase. Lineage: Eukaryota; Fungi; Basidiomycota; Pucciniomycetes; Pucciniales; Melampsoraceae. Bases 1 to 2070 code for a protein of 689 amino acids. The transcript is spliced from 11 exons. The record is from RefSeq and is a predicted model, not a curated record.
AUGACUUCCUACGAAACUUCUCCAUCUGAUCAUCUCUUACCACCACAUCCCAUUCAAACCAAACUAAAAUUAGCAAGAUCAAGAUGGAAAAAAAGAUUAGAAGCUCAAUCUACAGAUUACAAAUCAUUUAAAUCUAAUUAUAAAUCUCGUUAUAAUUUAGAACCACCUAAAGGAAUGAAAGAAUGGUUUAAGAUUGUCACGAAUGAUGGAGUGCUUUUGGUAGAUGAAUUUGAUGAGUUGAUGAACAGUUUGAAACCUUUUAGAACGAUGGAUUCAGAUGAAUUGAUCAGAAGAACGAUUGAGAUUUCAAAGAUGCCAACGUUUUCACUUUUGAAUAUCACAGCUCAUCAUGCCGAGUUUCAGGGUCAAAAUUACAGAGGUGAUGGCAAACAUUAUAGUCGUGAUCAUUAUGGUCCAGGUAUAGAAAGAGUAGAAGGUUUAGCAUCCAUGUUACAACGUCAUAUCAGUCUCGUUCCAGACGGUACCAUCUUUGCAGUUUCAGAAUUAGCCGAACCAAGAGUGAUAGUCCCAUGGCAAGAUCAUCCGAACACAUUAAGAGAAUUUGAUUUAUCAUUAUCAAGUGAAUCCCUCGAAAUCCCAUACCAUCAUCGAAUCCCGAAACCAAACUUAACGAAUCUAUUACCUACACCUAAUUUCAUUGGAUCAGGAUCAUCAUGGGAACUGUAUGCAAAAUCAUGUCCACCUGAAUCAUCAGCCCGAAAGAAACUAUCAAGUUUAAAAGGUGAAUCGACCUUGAAAGAUAAAAAGAAAGCUUUAAUGAAUCAAGUUUAUAAUCUGAGUGAAUUGGAAACUCUUUCGAUUGGGUUUAAUGGACAUCUUAAAACCGGACAAAACAAAAGAAGAUCAAGUCAAUCUGAACUAGAUUUUAAUGCUCAUGAAGAUCUAGAUUUAAACCAACACGAUAACAAUCAUCAUCAUCAAGAAGAAGACGAUCCAAUCCAAUCUAUCCCUACAGUUUCUUCUGGUCAAACUUUCACAAGUGCUCAACAAUUACUUAACGAAUCUAAACAAUUUGAAUUUGUUGAGAUUGGUUAUAAAGGUUUAAUGCAUUCUGAUCUUUGUUCGAAUUCUGAAUUACAUCAAAUUCAAGGUGCAUUCUUUAGUGAUUGGAGAGGUUUACAGGCUCUUUAUCCGGUCUUUAGUCCUUCUAAAAUCGAUGGUUUCUCAGACAUCCUGAUUCCAUCCAAUUUCUAUUAUGGUGAUGAUGCAAGAUAUUCAUUUGAAGCCAAUGAGACCAUUUCAUGGGAUCAGAAACAUGAUAAAUUGUUUUGGAGAGGUAAAACUACCGGAGGAGGAAAUUCACCUCCUCGACAUCAAUUACAAUAUCAAAGACAUCGAUUUGUUAGAUUAGCUCAAAGUAUGUCAAGAUCAUUAAAGUCUUUGUUGAUUCAAGAUCAACCGAACGGAUUACUUUAUCAUAUGAAAAGAACUAUUUCGGAUUUAAAUCAAGCAUGGUUAGAUGUAGGAUUCACAGGUUAUACAGGAUGUGGAGAUCCAGAUAUAUGUGAUUUAACAGCAGCUUUGUAUCCUUUAAAAGCUCCAGUUCCAUUAAGUGAAAUGGCAAGGUAUAAAGCGAUUUUAGAUUUAGAUGGAAUGGCUUUUUCUGGACGGUUUGUGGCUUUGAUGUCUAUGGGAUCUGGAGUGAUUAAAUCGACGAUUUUUAAAGAUGCAUUAACUGAUUGGAUCGAACCUUGGGUACAUUAUAUUCCAUUAAGUGUAGGGUAUGAAGAGAUGUAUAAUUUAUUAGGAUAUUUCUUACAUUUACCUGAACCAAGUUUAUCGAAAGAAGAAACAGAAGAAAUGAAAAAACAUGAAAACCGAUUAACAAGAUUGAUAGGAGAUUGGGUUCCUAUCAAAUGGUUUAAAUCUAAAAGAAGAAUGGGAGAUGGACCUGAUGAGUUGAAGAAAGUUGCACAGGAUGGACUUAGGUGGUCUGAGACUAUUGGAAAUAAACCGGAUAUUGAGGCUUAUGUUUUGAGACUUGCUUUAGAUCUUUUUUUGGAUGGAGAUACUGAUCAGCCUUCUUUUGGGGGGGUUAGAAUGGGCUAG